Molecule: messenger RNA, 2291 nt
Organism: Prosopis cineraria
Lineage: Eukaryota; Viridiplantae; Streptophyta; Magnoliopsida; Fabales; Fabaceae
Product: L-type lectin-domain containing receptor kinase IX.1-like
Biological process (GO): protein phosphorylation
Cellular component (GO): plasma membrane
Molecular function (GO): ATP binding; protein kinase activity; carbohydrate binding
Source: RefSeq, a predicted model, not a curated record
GAUAUCAGCUAUGGGGAUAUCUCAGCACUGGAGAUCAAAAAAUCAUGUGCUUCUUUCUCUGUUCAUAACCAAGAUUUUAUUGCUUCUGAUAAUCCCAGCAGCUGGUGCGACCUCAAUAACCUUCAACUAUGAGAAAUUUCUUGACACGGCUAAUCAGAGCUUGAACCUUGAAGGAGAUGUCUUUCAGGAAAAUGGGAUGCUCAACCUCACCAGAUACAAGAAAGAUAGUGCAGGGAGAGUAACGUAUAGCAAGUUGUUGCAGCUUUGGGACAAUGAAACAAGAACACUUGCAAACUUCACUACUCGUUUCAGCUUCAUCAUCAAUGCACUAAACAAAACUCGUGAUGGGAUUGGAGAUGGCAUCACAUUCUUCUUGGCACACCCAGAUUUUCCACUUCCAGUGCCAGAUGGCACUGGUAUUGGUCUUGUGGGUCGUAGAGAGAUGAAAGAUCCAAAUUACCCCAACGAACAUCCAUUUGUAGCAGUAGAGUUUGACACCUUUCCCAACGUGGAUGAGGGUGAUCCACCUUAUGAUCACGUUGGAAUCAAUGUAAAACAAAUGUGGACUCCUUACACAACACAAUGGUACACCAAGAAUGAUGGUAGAAAGUAUGAUGCUGAGAUUUCCUACAAUUCUAGCUCAUACCAAUUAACUGUCAAUUUUGCUGGAUUUAAGGAUAAUGCCUCAAUUCAACAAGACUAUUCCCAUAAGAUUGACUUGAGAGAGUACCUGCCAGAACAAGUUCAGUUUGGUUUCUCUUCAUCCACAGGAUUACAAUUUGAGUUGCAUACACUAAGUUCAUGGUCCUUUAAUGCAAAUGCUGCAAUAUUGGGAGUAGUGAACAAGGGUAAAAGCAACAAGCAGGGAUUGAUCAUUGGAUUGAGCAUUGGAUCAGUUGUAGUGAUUGCAGGGUUAUGCAUAGCUUGGUUUCUGAUAUGGAAGUUUAAUUGCAGGGCAAAGAAAAAUCAUGAUGGCUUGGAUCUUUCCCUGGACGAAGAUUUUGAAAGCGUUGGACCGAAGAAAUUUUCUUAUAAUGAGCUCGUAAGAGCAACAGACCACUUUGCAGAGGAACACAAACUUGGAGAAGGAGGCUUUGGUGGGGUCUACAAAGGAUUUUUGAGAGGCUUAAAUACUUAUGUAGCAAUUAAGAAGGUGUCCCAAGAAUCUAAACAAGGAGUAAAGGAGUAUGCCUCUGAAGUAAAGAUCAUUAGUCAACUAAGGCACAGGAAUUUGGUGCAACUGAUGGGUUGGUGCCAUGAGAAGAAUGAUUUUCUACUCAUUUAUGAGUUCAUGCCAAAUGGAAGCUUAGAUUACCAUUUAUUUCAAAGCAGAAACCUCUUGACAGGGCCAACUAGAUAUAAUAUUGCUCAAGGCCUAGCCGCUGCUAUACUCUACCUGCAUGAAGAGUGGCAGCAAUGUGUAGUCCACAGAGACAUAAAAUCGAGCAAUAUCAUGUUGGAUUCAAAUUUCAAUACUAAACUUGGAGAUUUUGGGCUAGCGAGGAUCGUGGAACAUGGGAAAGGGUUAACAACAACUAUUGCAGCAGGAACAAAAGGAUACAUGGCUCCUGAAUGUUUGGCCAUGGGUAAGGCAACAAAAGAGUCUGACAUGUACAGUUUUGGUGUUGUUGCUUUGGAAUUAGCUUGUGGGAGAAAACCGAUUGACCCAAAUGCUAGUGAUGAACAGUUCAUGAUGGUGGAAUGGGUAUGGGAACUCUAUGGAAGAGGUGAGCUUCUUGAAGCAAUUGACAAAAGGCUUGAUAAUGGAGAUUUUGAUGAGCAAGAACUUGAAAGGUUAAUGAUUCUUGGGCUAUGGUGUGCUCAUCCAGAUUACACUAUGAGGCCUACAAUUAGACAAGCUCUUCAUGUACUUAACUUUGAAGCUCCAUUGCCCACUCUCCCACCAGUAAUGCCAAAACCAGUCUAUGUUGCUCCAACUUUUUCAGAUAUUGGUUCUUCAAAUUUUUCAUCUGGUUAUGCUAGUUCUGCUGCAACCAAUCAAGCUAGGCCUUCACCUAGUAAUAGAUCAUACACUGGAUCCUCACAAUCAUCCACAUCAGGCACCCAUCAAGGAAGAAGAAAAGCCAAGGAAGUUUCUCUUUAGUAAGAAGUUUCUACCUAACCUUCUAGAAAGCUAUAUUCAAGUGAGAGUUCUGUUUUAUGUUAUUUAGUUAUGUGAGCUUCUUCCCCUGUAAUACAAUAAUUUUAAUUUUUCAGCAACCAAACUAUUACCAAUUUACUUGUAAUAAUAAAAAAAAAACAUACGAUCUUAUAAAGAAGCGUUCCUAUAA